AUGGAGUAUCUGGAAAAGUGGUAUGGCAUUCAUGGGACCAUGCCUGUGGAUAUGCAUGAUAUGGAACUUCAAUCAAAAAAUCCCACUCAACCUUACGUUCCUGGCAUCAUGAGUGAUUUGAUUUCUGGUAUAAACAAUACAAAUGAGCAAAGAUGUGUUCUGGAUUGCCCCAUAGCGGUAGGUUUACCCCUUGAACUGGUUCUCCUAGAUGAGGGUCAGAUGGCCUGGCACAGGACUACCAAGGAUUGUCCAUUGCCAGGACCAAAUUUAUUGGACAUGCAACUCCGGAAACUUCUUUUCCAUAAGAGUAAUAAUGAUUGCAAAGUGCCCCUUCCAGCUGCAAAAUCCCUCUAUGGUCCUCACGAUCUGAAUGAUUAUGAUGCUGAGACUGUGACCAUAUACUCUGAAGAUUUGUUAUCCCUAGAAGUCAUUCAAGGCAACACCACUCAAACUCCCCAAUAUAUAGAUGAGACUCUAUGGCGUACCUUAGUUGCAGAAGUGGGAGAAGUUGUCGAUCUUGGUAAUUGUCUCUUAGAAUUUACCCAUGCAGUAUAG
Molecule: messenger RNA, 555 nt
Organism: Suillus discolor
Lineage: Eukaryota; Fungi; Basidiomycota; Agaricomycetes; Boletales; Suillaceae
Exons: 5
Coding region: 1-555 (184 amino acids)
Source: RefSeq, a predicted model, not a curated record